Dictyostelium discoideum AX4 is the source of this 1575-nucleotide messenger RNA. RefSeq lists its product as hypothetical. Gene Ontology annotation, biological process: protein ubiquitination. Gene Ontology annotation, cellular component: nucleus. The transcript has a single exon. Lineage: Eukaryota; Evosea; Eumycetozoa; Dictyosteliales; Dictyosteliaceae. Bases 1 to 1575 code for a protein of 524 amino acids. The record is from RefSeq and is a predicted model, not a curated record.
AUGAAUGGAGUUGAUAUAAAUUCAAAUUUAGAUUCAAUUAAAGCAAAAGCAGAAGAUAUUAGAAAUUUAUUAUUAACAACUUCAACUGGUAAUUGGGAGGAUAUUUUAGGACAUUUUGUAGUAUUAUCAGGUGAAUAUGGAUCAUUAGUCAGAGAGGUCAAUAAUAUAUACGAUAGUGUUGCAGUAUUUCCUGAACAAGUUACAGGUGAUCCAAAUUUAAUACCAAAUUUAUUAAGAACAAAACUAUCACCAGAAUUGGAGACCAAGAAUAGAGAUAUCAUAAAUCAAUACGUUUCAAAGAAUUCCACUCACUAUGAUCCUGGAAAUCAAGAGGAGAAUAUACCACCAUUGAAAUUACAUAUAAAAUCAUUCAAUGAUAGAAUAGAUAAAGUGGAUCAAGAAUUUGAGAAUAAAAUUCAACAAAUCAGUAAACAUAAAUUAACCAAACCAUCAGCAUCCCACGAUACCGCAAUCCUCAAAGACAUCCUCUCCAUCACAAUGCUAGGAUCAGGUAUUAAAAUCAAUGCUCAACAACAAUUAGCACAACAACAACAACAACAAGCUACAAUCAAUGCAUUACAACAACAACAAAGAUUAUUAAAUGCACAACAACAACAACAACAGCAACAACAACCACAAGCAUUAUAUAAAUUACCUGCUACAAAUACUGCAAAUACUUCAACUAAUACACCAUCAUCAACAAUUGUAAUUAAUUCACCAUCACCUGGUGGUAUUCAUCAUAAUGUACCAACACCACCAACCAAUCUAAAUGCUGCUGGUACUAGAACUUCACCACCAAAUGUACAGCAAUAUGUAAAUUCACCACCACCACAACAACAACAGCAACAACAAAUUAAUACAGUCAUUGGAACACCAAAUACAAUACCAACCACACCAACAGCAACAGUAUCAACUGCUGCCACUUAUAAACCAGUGGCAUCACCACAACAACAAGUUACUUCUAAGCAAGUACCAAUACAGUCAACAAAUAAACCAUUACCACAACAACAACCUUCAAUACAAAUUCAACCACAACAAUCUAUUGUGCAAAUGGUGCAGAAUGUUUUACCAAAUACAACUUCACCACCUGUUAACAAUAAUAAUCAAUCACCAAUUAAUAGUGGUAUUGGAGGAGGUCAAUUUAAACCAUCAGCUAUUAAUAUUGCAAAUGCAAAUAGUGGUACAUCAACAAUUCAACAACAAAUUCAAUUACAACAACAACAAUUACAACAACAAAUUCAAUUACAACAACAAUUAGCACAGCAGCAACAACAAAAUCAACAAAAUCAACAAAAUCAACAAAACCAGCAAAACCAACAAAAUCAACAAAUUCAUCAACAUAUUCAACAUUUAACACCACAACAACAAGCUCAAUUACAACAACAAAUGUUACAACAACAACAACUUCAACAACAAUUUCAACAACAACAAUUAUCACAACAACUUUUACAACAACAACAACUUCAUCAACAACAACAACCAAAUCAAACAAUUCAAAAUCCAUUUCAUAAUUUUCAAGCAAAUAAUUUCAGAGUUCAAAAUCCUACAAAUUUUAAUCCACCACAAAAUCAAUAA